Prorocentrum cordatum is the source of this 886-nucleotide messenger RNA. NCBI's taxonomy places the organism in Eukaryota, Dinophyceae, Prorocentrales, Prorocentraceae. The record is from the annotation of a GenBank genome assembly.
CCCCGGCCCGACCACCCUCGAGACCGCGGUCGCCGAGCCGCCCGCGUCCCAGCCCAUGGCGUUCGUCACGAAGAAGGACACCGGCCUGAAGACGGUCAUCAAGGGCUUCCUCACCGGCGGCACGCAGGCCGCCAUCACGUACCCGACCGAGUUCGUCAAGACCCAGCUGCAGCUCCAGUCCAAGGCCAACCCCGAGUAUGCGGGCAUCGCCGACUGCUUCAAGAAGGUGUACGCCAAGCACGGCAUGGGUGGCCUCUACGCUGGGGCUCCCGUGCGGAUCAUCGGCGCGGGCUUCCAGCAGAUGUUCCGGUGGGGAGCCUAUACGAACUUGGCGGGCGUCGCCCGCGACCCCGCGACCGGCAAGUUGAGCCCGCUGAUGACCACAUUGUGCGGCCUCGGCGCGGGCAUCUGCGAAGCCGUCUGCGCCGUGACCCCCGUCGAGACGCUCAAGACGCGCGUGAACGACGACAUGCGCCGAGGCACUGGCAAUUACAAGAGCACCGGCGACGCGCUGGUGAAGAUCUUCAAGUCGGAGGGCCCGAUGGGCCUGUACCGCGGCGCGGCGCCCACGAUCCUCAAGCAGGGCACCAACCAGGCGGUCAGGAUGCCCGCUCAGGUCCAGAUCAUGGCGCUCAUCUGGAGGAACAGCUGUGUCUCCGUGAUGGCCACGCAGCCCGCGGACUGCGUGAAGUCGAGGAUGCAGGGCGAGGCCGCCAAGGAGCUGUAUUCCGGCACCCUCGACUGCGCGAUGAAGAUGCUGAAGAGCGAGGGCCCUUCCAGUUUCUUCGCGGGGUCCAUACCCCGCAUGGUGCAAGUGGGGAUGACGAGCGGCAUCAGUUUUGCGCUGUUCCCGGUAAUCAGCAAGCUGCUCAACAAAGUCAUGUAG